Molecule: messenger RNA, 4455 nt
Organism: Pisolithus orientalis
Lineage: Eukaryota; Fungi; Basidiomycota; Agaricomycetes; Boletales; Pisolithaceae
Exons: 4
Coding region: 1-4455 (1484 amino acids)
Biological process (GO): siRNA processing
Cellular component (GO): cytoplasm; nucleus; RISC complex
Molecular function (GO): ATP binding; RNA binding; ribonuclease III activity
Source: RefSeq, a predicted model, not a curated record
AUGGAACAUGUGCCGGAACCCACAUCAACACCUCCCUCCGACAACGUAGUGACACGCAGCUAUCAACUAGAAAUGCUUGAAGCUAGCCUCAUUGAAAACAUCAUCGUUGCUCAAGAUACGGGAUCUGGCAAGACGCAUAUCGCAGUGCUCAGGAUAAAAACCGAGUGCGAGCGCCAGCCUCACAAGGUCUCAUGGUUUGUGGCCCCUACUGUCACUCUCUGCGAACAACAGCACGACGUUAUCUCCAAGGCCAUUGGGUUAGUGGGGUUGAUCCAUGGCGGUCUUGAACCAAAGCAAUGGACGGACCCAGAGCUCUGGAACACAGUUAUGAAGAACAAUCGUGUGAUCGUUUCCACCCCGCAAGUUCUCCUAGAUGCUCUCAGCCACGGAUACGUUAGCCUCGGUAAACAAAUCGCUCUUCUGGUCUUCGAUGAGGCACACCACGCCGUCGAUAAUCACCCUAUGAAUUGUAUCAUGAGGGACCAUUACUUCUCUCUCCCGGUGCGCCAACCUGCAAUGUCCUCCGGCCAUGGGCCUGUCAGGGAGGAAAGACCUAUGGUUUUAGGCCUUACUGCCAGCCCCAUGUUUGGUGGUGAUGACGUAGCUGAAGCUUUCAGAAAACUGGAGAUGAAUCUCGACAGCGUCAUUCGGAGGCCAAGGCGACACCUAGAAAACCUUGCUGAUUACGUUCAUCGGCCGACCUUUCGAUACGUCACGUACAGCCAGCACGAACAUUACUUCACGUGCCAUUUAGCUUCGCCAAAUCUGCAGGCCCUUAAAGGAGUUGUGGACGCGAUGGACAUUGAACAAGAUCCCUAUGUUCUCGGGCUCCGCGAGAAUCUUCGUAAACGACCUCAGGAACCUGAGCGGCAACGCUUGGACCAAAAGUUGUCCAAAGUCAUACAUAAGGAGGAUUCUUACACUCACAAAGGACUACGGAACCUCGAAAAGACGGCACAUGACAUCUGCUAUGAUCUAGGACCCUGGGCUUCUGAUUGGUUCGUUCAAGAGGUCGUAGAUCACGCCUUGCAAAGUGCCUCUCCAUACAGCGAAAUCAUCUCGGCUUGGCAGCACAAAGAGAAAGCCUAUCUCAUCGAGCACCUCAACAAGAUCAAGCUCUCCCUUGUGCCCCCUGACCCUGAAACCAUCGAUUUUCGCAUCUCUGACAAAGUGCAAGCGCUGCUUCGGACACUUGCGGAGGAGAAAGCUCGCUCCGAAAGCUCCAACGAACCAUAUAGUGGCCUCCUUUUUGUUACCCGCCGCGACGCUGUCCUUGCAUUGUCCGGCAUUUUGAAAUGCCACCCACGUACGCGGGAUGUUUUUAGGAUUGGUACCCUUGUUGGAACCUCCGAAAGCUCCUACCGAACUGCCCUUCUUGAUAUUACCCGGAAAAUGGUUUCGAAGUCACAAAGCGAUACUUUGACCGAAUUUCGGUCUGGUGACGUAAAUCUGGUGGUGGCGACCGCGGUUGCAGAAGAAGGCCUGGACAUUCAGGCCUGCGGAAACGUGAUCCGUUGGGACCUCCCGUCCAACAUGGCAAGUUGGGUUCAGAGCAGAGGUCGGGCGAGAAGGAAGCGCAGCUCCUUUGUGCUCAUGUUUGAGGCUGGGUUCGAUGAUAGCCGCGUUGGGGAGUUCGAGGCACAGGAGAGGGCAAUGGAAGAGAUGUAUAACAAGGAACGCGAAAAAAUUGGUGCGACAGCGCAUCAGCUUGGACUGGUAGUCGAUGGUGAAGACACCGACACCGUGUUCAGAGUGGAAUCGACAGGAGCGGUGCUCACUCUUUCAGCAGCCAUCAGUCAUUUGAAUCAUUUCUGUUCAAUCCUACCAGCUACUCGACAUGAGAAUUACCAACCUCUCUAUGACAUAGAUCCGCCGGACAUGCCUGAAGGCUGGCACUCCUUUGAACCGCGCCGCAGGGAUAUCUUACCUUGGCAGGGACCCUUCGGCUGCACUCUGACGCUACCGAAGGUCAUAGAUGCUAAACUCCGCGUUCACGUUGUCGAGCGGGUGCAUCUUUCAAAACGUUCAGCCUACCAGCACGCUGCAUUUCAGGCUUAUGUGGCUUUGUAUAGGGCCGGUCUCCUUAAUGAUCAUCUCCUCCCCUUGGUGUGCGUAAAGGAGCGCAUCUUAGAUGAAGAUGAACAGUUAUUGCGCGCCCUUAUUGACAAGCGUGCAGGUCUGGCUUCUGUCGCGAGGCAGCUCAAUCCCUGGCAGCCAACUGAAGUUCGGGAUACCUGGUGGUCAGCGGACAUAACUGUCCACGGCCUCCCUUCCCUCACAUUGUUCACGCAAGUAGAAGUGCCAACCCUCAACAACGACACUCGGCUUACCCUUUACCAUCCUAUAAAGGGGCCACUGAAAGUCACCAUUUCUCCGGCAAAACUGGUUGAACUCGCUGCGGAAGACGGGGAAAUGGCCCGCCAUUACACUAGAAGACUUUUUUGGACUCGGGUUGGCUCUCGGAUGACAUGGGAACACCUCGACUUCGCGUAUCUUUUCAUGUCCUUCGCUGACCCAAAUGCCGCUGUCUGGGAAGGACGUCGUGAAUGGUGCAAGAGUGAGAACGGAGAUGUUGACUCCGAGAGGGUUCUCUUAGUCAAUGCUGAGUUCUUCGGCAAGGUCUAUAAUUAUCCAACCGACAUUGCCUACGUCCGUGAAGGUCAACAUGGAAAGGCGUGUCGUUUCAUCGGAUGGCAGUUCGAAAAACUGUCACCUGAAGACGAAGAAGAAUUGCGCACUUCGCGAAAGUACUCGCGGAUCGAAGAUUUGCAAGUGACAUACCCACUCCUCAUCGCGGAACCCCUCCCUAACAAGAUCGACCUUCUACUCCAACGAUCUGUCGCAAAACCCGGAAAGCACACAAUCGUUAUACCCAAGUAUUGCUGCGUCGAACUCUGUUCGCCUGCAGAAUGUGAAUAUUCCUACAUGCUUCCCUCAAUCCUUCGUCACCUUACAGUCGUUAUGACCGUUGAGUCACUUCGGCGCACCUUGUUCGUGAAAACUCCUGGACUAGCCAGCAUACCUACCUCUCUCCUUAUUCCGGCAAUCACUGCUCCUGCUGCGGAUGAUCACAUAAAUUAUCAGAGGUUAGAGUCCCUUGGAGAUGCCGUCCUCAAGUUCGUUGUUGCCGUAAAUCUUAUGGCACAGUACCCACUGUGGCCGGAGGGCUAUCUCACCCAGCGUAAAGACCAAACUGUGAAUAAUGGACGCCUCGCCAAGGCAGCAACCAAAGUCGCACUUUACAAAUGGAUCAUCCGAACCAAGUUUACCCCCAGGAAAUACACACCCCUAUACCUCACGGAACCUAUAGAUGUCAGCCGCAUGGAGGUACCCCCAAGCGAGGAACCCGUUGCAGAGAGCGGAAAGCCCAAUAAUGAAACUGAACAAUUAUCUACGAAGAUGCUAGCUGACGUGGUCGAAUCUUUGAUCGGUGCCGCGUACCUUCAUGGAGGAUUUAACCUCGGCAUCGAGUGCGCUCGGCUGUUUCAACUUGGUUUGAGCCUCACCGGGCUUGAGGGCAACGUUGAAAAGAUCCUCGACCGCGUUGAACCUUCGGCCGAUCUCUCUGGUCAGCUCGUCCACGUAGAACGGAUGAUUGGGUAUACUUUCCAACGCAAACUUCUGCUAGUUGAGGCACUCACCCAUGCAAGCUACCACUUCGAUACCCAAACCGUGUCAUACGAGCGUAUGGAAUUCCUGGGUGACGCACUUCUCGACAUGUUCGUCAUUGACUAUUUGUACCACUUCCCCGGACGUGCGUUCACCCCUGGUCAAAUGCACAUUUUCAAGGCUGCGACGGUUAACACGUACUCUCUUGCCUAUCGUUGUCUGCAGCUCUCUGUCGAGGUGGACGCCAGCAUGCCUAUGCCGGAUGCGAGAGGUCGAAUCACUUUACAGCACAAGACAAACCGUGUCCAUCUGUACCAGUGUCUCCUGCAUUCUUCCACAGUCGUCCUGGAGGACCAAAAGUUGUCAUUCAGACGUUUUGAGAACUACAGCGCGGAGAUCGAGGAGGCGCUCAGUGUGGGCAAAGUCUUCCCGUGGGCCGCACUCACACGUUUGCAACCACCCAAAUUCCUCAGUGACAUGAUUGAAAGCAUUAUUGGUGCUGUAUACCUCGAUUCGGGUGGUAACAUCGAGACCGUUCGGACGCUACUUCGGACGCUGGGAAUUAUGGAUUGUCUAGAACGGGUCGUUAGGGAGAAGGUCGAUGUCCUGCAUCCCGUCUCGCGCCUUGGCAUUUGGGUUUCCCAACAACAUAAGCAGAUUAAUUACGAGUUCAAAAAUGAGAAGGGUAAUGUGGUCUGUACCAUUAAGGUCGAGGGCCUGGAAUCUGUCCAGGCAGAGGCGGAGAAGAGAGGACGUGCCAGCCAAGAAGAAGCUAGGUUUGCAGCGGCGGAGAAAGCGAUGUCAGAAUGGGGUGUUGGUGAUAUGUGGAGCAUAUCGAAGUUGUGA